Messenger RNA from Lodderomyces margitis, 1725 nucleotides. RefSeq names its product asparagine synthase (glutamine-hydrolyzing) 2 (gene ASN1). Bases 1 to 1725 code for a protein of 574 amino acids. Gene Ontology annotation, molecular function: asparagine synthase (glutamine-hydrolyzing) activity. NCBI's taxonomy places the organism in Eukaryota, Fungi, Ascomycota, Pichiomycetes, Serinales, Debaryomycetaceae. Gene Ontology annotation, cellular component: cytosol. The transcript has a single exon. The record is from RefSeq and is a predicted model, not a curated record.
AUGUGUGGAAUUUUCGCCUGUUACCGAUGCAAGGACGUUGAGGAGUUCAAGCCUAAAGCAUUGCAAUACUCCAAACUAAUAAGACACAGAGGUCCAGAUUGGUCAGGUAACGUUACCGCCAACAACAACACCAUCUUGUGUCAUGAAAGAUUGGCCAUUGUUGGUUUAGACUCUGGUGCCCAACCAAUUGUAUCUCCUGAUGAAAGAUAUGUAUUGGCUGUCAAUGGAGAGAUCUAUAACCAUAUUCAAUUGAGACAACAGUUUCCUGAUUACCAGUACAAGAGUUUGAGUGAUUGUGAACCUAUUAUUCCUCUUUUCGAAAAGUACGAUAUUGACGCUCCAAAAUAUUUGGAUGGUAUGUUUGGUUGGGUUUUACAUGAUAAGAAAACCGAUAGAAUUGUUGCUGCUAGAGAUCCUAUUGGUAUUACUACUUUGUAUUUGGGAAAAUCGUCCAAAUCACCCGAAACGAGAUUUUUCGCCUCUGAGUUGAAAUGUCUUGUGGAAGAAUGUGACCAAAUUGAAGCAUUCCCACCAGGACACAUUUAUGAUUCAAACACCGACAAGAUUGUUAGAUACUUUGAACCUUCAUGGUGGGAUGGAUCAAAGAUUCCAACUACUCCCGUUGACUAUACCAAGAUUAGGGAAACUUUGGAAUUGGCAGUAAGAAAGAGAUUGAUGGCUGAAGUUCCUUACGGUGUAUUGUUGUCGGGGGGUUUGGAUUCAAGUUUGAUUGCUUCUAUUGCUGCUAGAGAAACCAAGAAAGCUUAUUCUGAAGCUGUCAAGACUCAUGACCACGGUAUUGAUGCCAACAAGGAAUUAUCGGGUGUUGAUCUUUCUGGUGAGUUGCACUCUUCAGUUGGUGUUAACCAAUUGCAUUCAUUUGCUAUUGGUUUACCUGGUGCACCAGAUUUGGUUGCUGCUGAAAAAGUUGCCCAAUACAUUGGUACCAUUCACCACUCACACACCUUCACUUUGGAGGAAGGUAUAGAUGCCCUUGAUGAUGUCAUCUACCAUUUGGAGACUUAUGAUGUGACCACCAUUAGAGCAUCGACUCCAAUGUACUUGUUGUCAAGAAAAAUCAAGGCUCAAGGAAUCAAGAUGGUUUUGUCUGGUGAAGGAUCAGAUGAAAUCUUUGGUGGUUACUUGUAUUUCGCCAACGCACCAAACGCAGCAAGUUUCCACGAAGAAUGUGUUAAAAGAGUUAAGAACUUGCAUUACGCAGAUUGUCUUAGAGCUAACAAAUCAACCAUGGCUUGGGGUUUGGAAGCCAGAGUUCCAUUCUUGGAUAAACAAUUUUUGGAAGUUUGUAUGAAUGUUAACCCAGAAGACAAACUUAUUACCAAAGAUCACAUUGAAAAAUACAUUUUGAGGAAGGCCUUUGAUACCAAGGAAACCCCAUAUUUGCCUGAUGAAAUCUUGUGGAGACAAAAGGAACAAUUUUCCGAUGGAGUUGGUUACUCAUGGAUUGAUUGUUUGAAAGACACUGCUGAAAAAGUAGUCAGCGACGAAGACUUGAAAAACCCUAAACCUGAAUGGGGUGACGAUAUUCCACAAACUAAAGAAGCUUACUGGUAUAGAUGCAAGUUUGACAAGAUGUUUAACAACUCUAAAGCUGCUGCUUCAACUGUUAUGAGAUGGGUACCAAAGGCUGAGUGGGGUUGUCAUUCCGAUCCCUCAGGAAGAUACGCCUCAACCCACGACCACAAGGUUGACAACAAGAACUAA